UCCCCAUGUCGUGGUGCCCCCAUGUCGUGGUGUCCCCAUGUCCUGGUGUCCCCAUGUCCCCACUGUCCCCAUGUCCCGGUGACCCCACACCUCAAUGCCCCCACACCUCGAUGUCCCCGCCGUCCCCAUCUCACGGCGUCACCUCGGCGGACGUCUCCCCCCGUCUCCGUCCCCAUGUCCCCGUCCGUCCGUCCCGUCGUCCGCCGCGUCCCCGCAGAACGGCCGCUCCGUCAGCAAGCGCGGGGUGAGCUGCCAGUUCGGGCCCGACGUCACCAAGAGCUUCCUGGAACGGAACCGCCUGGACUACAUCAUCCGCAGCCACGAGGUGAAGCCCGAGGGCUACGAGGUGGCCCACGACGGGAAAUGCGUCACCGUCUUCUCGGCACCCAACUACUGGUGAGCGCCCGCGGCGGGGGGGAGCGGGGGGGGA
This is a messenger RNA of Numida meleagris (helmeted guineafowl), 430 nucleotides long. RefSeq names its product serine/threonine-protein phosphatase 5-like. The record is from RefSeq and is a predicted model, not a curated record. The transcript has a single exon. Gene Ontology annotation, molecular function: protein serine/threonine phosphatase activity. NCBI's taxonomy places the organism in Eukaryota, Metazoa, Chordata, Aves, Galliformes, Numididae. Gene Ontology annotation, cellular component: nucleus; cytosol. Bases 95 to 400 code for a protein of 101 amino acids.